UAUAAUGUCUUUCUUAGAAUUAGAUAAUACAGAGACCUUUUUUAUUGUUUUGGUUUUCUCCAUCCACUUCAUCGGCUUAUCGGAUCCGAAUCCGGACCCGAAAGCCCGAUAACCCGACGGGAAUAACACCAUGUCCGAUGCUCCGUCGCCUUCUCCGGAUGCCAUGGCUCCACACUGGUGCUAUCACUGCAACAAACGCGUACUCGUUGAAACCUUAGAUGACUUGGUCGUGUGCUGCGAAUGUAACAAAGGUUUCGUCGAGUCAAUUCAACCGAUUCCUUCCGCGUAUACAUCGCCGGCGCCACCGCAGCCACUUUCCCCAGAUCUGACUGUAGAAGACUCCAGUAUUGGCUCGCAUUUCGUCCAGAUGCUCCGCUUGCUAGCCCACGCGCCUUCCCAGCGCUCGCCACCACGACACCUUGAUGUUUUAUCUUACGAAGAUGAUUUCUUCAGAUUGGAGCUCAAUAACGGAAACGAAAUCGACGAUGACGAAGACGAAGAUGAAGAUUAUGGAGAUGAAGAAGAGGAGGAUGAGGACGAGAAUUUAACCGUCAACGACCAAGUCGAAGAGGGAGAGGAAGAGGAUGAUCUGAGGAGGAGAAAUCGGUUCCCUCUCACGACGACGCGAUCGAGAACCGGUCGAAACAGAAUUCUCGAUUGGGCUGAGAUAUUAAUGGGGAUCGAAGACAAUUCCGUUGAGUUCCGUAUGGAAUCAGAUCGUUAUACAGGUAAUCCGGCUGAUUACAUCGACGACGCCGCUGGAUACGACGCUUUGCUUCAGAACUUAGCAGAAGGAGACGGUGGUGGAAGGAGAGGCGCACCACCGGCUGCAAAAUCGGCUAUAGAAGCACUCGAGACUUUCAAGGUUACUUCUUCGGAGGGAGAGAUGGUCAUGGUUUGUGCUGUGUGUAAAGAUGGAAUGGUGAUGGGAGAAACUAGUAAGAAGCUACCAUGUGGGCAUUCUUACCACGGAGAUUGUAUUGUCCCAUGGUUAGCAACAAGGAACUCUUGUCCUGUCUGUAGAUUCCAGCUUGAAACUGAUGAUGCUGAGUAUGAGGAAGAGAGGAAGAAAAGAACUUCUACCUUGACAGAUUCUGCUGCUUCUUCUUCUUCUUCUUCUUCUGCUUCUCGUCUCUAAAUGCGGGGAGGGGGUGGUCUCUCUAUUUGUUGUCCCUUUUGUUGUUACUCUUUCUCUUUAGAUUAUAAACUUUGCUUAGUCUCUCAACACUGUUUGGUUGGUUGCAUCAAAAAAAGUGAGAAAACAGAGAACAGAAAAAUCCGGCUCCAAAAGACAUUGUUUUCUAUUAGUG
This is a messenger RNA of Capsella rubella, 1310 nucleotides long. RefSeq names its product E3 ubiquitin-protein ligase CIP8. The transcript has a single exon. Gene Ontology annotation, biological process: protein ubiquitination. Gene Ontology annotation, molecular function: ubiquitin protein ligase activity. Gene Ontology annotation, cellular component: cytoplasm. The coding region runs from base 131 to 1138 and encodes 335 amino acids. NCBI's taxonomy places the organism in Eukaryota, Viridiplantae, Streptophyta, Magnoliopsida, Brassicales, Brassicaceae. The record is from RefSeq and is a predicted model, not a curated record.